Molecule: messenger RNA, 1341 nt
Organism: Pollicipes pollicipes
Lineage: Eukaryota; Metazoa; Arthropoda; Thecostraca; Pollicipedomorpha; Pollicipedidae
Product: small subunit processome component 20 homolog
Exons: 9
Coding region: 1-1341 (446 amino acids)
Cellular component (GO): 90S preribosome; small-subunit processome; nucleolus
Source: RefSeq, a predicted model, not a curated record
AUGCUGGCGCUGCUGACGGUGCGCGGCUGCCACGUGUCCGUGCUGCGGGCCGUGGUCACCGGCGUGCCGGAGGUGGACGAGCUGGGCACAGUGACGGGCGCAACGAUCAUCUCGCGCCACGUGGAGCCGCUGCUCACGUACCUGCGCGGCCGGCUGGAGACGGCCGGCGCCGGCCGACUGACAGCCGCUGAGUUGGCCGUGCUCGCCGCCGCCGGCUGCCUGCACGCCAUCGGCGAGCGCGACCCGGCCGUCCGGCCGCACGCCGCCAUCGUGGACGAGCUGAACGCGAUGGCGGCGCGCCAGGUGGACGAGCCCGACUUCGACCGCCGGCUGGUGGUGUACGGCCAGGUGAACGAGCGGCUGCGCCACGCCGAGCGGCUCGAGGACGACCUGCUGCGGCUGGUGGUGCACAACUGCCUCUGGUCCGUCGAGCACGAGUCGGACCUGGCACUGCGGGACAGCUCCACCUUCUGCCUGCAGGAGGUGGCGCGCACGGUCGGCCGCCUCUUCACCGCCGGCCCGUCGGCGGCCGCCUCGUUCCUCUCCUCGUGCCUGCUGCCGGCACUGCGUCUGCGCCUGCGCAGUCGCUCGGACGAGCUCCGGCACGAGACGGUGGCCGUGCUGCAGGUGGCCGUGCUCGCCUGCGGGCCGCACGUGCCGAAGCUGGCCGAGCUGGCGCAGCUCGGCGACCCGGCUGAUGCCGAGCGCGACUUCUUCGAGAACAUCCGCCACAUCCAGGUGCACCGGCGCACGCGUGCGCUCAAAAGGGUGGUGGAGGGCCUGGCGGACGGAUCGCUGGUCAUCCGCGCCGACGUCAUCACCAACUACGUGCUGCCGCUGGCCAACGUCUACCUGUUCAACGACAAGUACGCCAAGUACACGGCGCUCACCGACGCGGCUGUCAGGCUGAUCGGCCUGGUAGCCUGCCGCAUGUCGUGGCACCAGUAUCAGACGUUCCUACGCCACUAUCUGGCGCUGCUGCCCACCUGCCCGCGCCAGCGCGACGCCGUCAAGGUGCUGGUGGCCGUGCUGGACGCCUUCCACUUCGACCUGUCGCUGGUGACGCCCGACGUCACCAUGAGCAUCAUCAGCGCAGCGCGCUCCGACCAGCGCGGCUGGCGCACGCACCUGCACGCCGGCCUGGUGCGCCGCGCGCGCGGCGACGAGCAGCACGCGCUCAACCGCACCCUGCAGCCGGACGAGGAGCGCGCCCAGCGCCUGCCGCUGGCGCUGGCCAUGAUCAAGCUGCUGCAGAAGCUGCCGCCCGGCAUACUGGAGGCCAACGUCGCCAGGAUACUGGGGGUGGUUCGGGCUGACUACGACCGCCGCCUGGGCUGGUGA